AGUUGAAGUUCACAUGUACACACACGUAUUGUGGACUGUGGCAGGUGGAUUGGAAUAUCGAUCGGACUAAUAUGCAGCCUUUUAUUGCUCAACACCUGAUGCGCUAGGGAUUUAGAAGCACGAGAGGGUAAGAAUGAAGAAACUUCUCAGCUGAAGAUUUGAAUACAUCAGAAGAAAUACAAUAAUAAAAAAAUUAAAGAUGGAGAAAAGCGGUGAUACAGAGAGUGGAAGGGUGGAAAGUCCAAAAGCCAGCCAGUACAGAAUAGUCCCCGAACGUCGCAUUGCGAUACGACCUUUAUCAGCCAGAGCAAAGAAAUCCCCAAAAGAUGGAGGCUCAGAUGUUCCACAGCUCGACCUUGAGCGACCACGGCGACCUUGGACAGCGCACCCAAAGACACGGUCAGAUAUGUCAGCCAAUAGGGUUGCGAGACCGGCUCAUCUCAGAAAGUCCCACAUGCGGCCCCCAGUAAGAACCACUCUGCCGGAAACCACGGAGGAAGGAAAACUCAGUGUGAUGGGACUGGACACACAGGCUAUGCUAGGCUUCACGCCACAGACCUAUCAACUCCCCACAGCCUCCACUGACCUGGGUCAAGGGGUCAGGACCCUUGUCUCAGAUGACCAGAAACCAAAAACACCAAAGGAGGGUUGGGCCGUUACUAAGGUAGCAGAUAGCAACAGGGACUCCACCCCAGAACGGUCUAAGAAACGACACCCUUCAUUUGAGACCUGGGUGUCUGGAUCUCCUCAUGACUCAGACGAGUAUGACACAGACCUGGAAACAGAUUUACUCAAAAACCUGGAAAUUGUAGAGGGCCAGGACAAGAAGAAAAAAAUGAGAAUAAAGAGGCGGCGUUCUCCAGAAGAAGAAUACCCCGCAGACCCCACAGGUAAAUCUGUGUACCAGGACCAGUGUCAGAGACAAGGUGUAGUGCCAGUUUCCUUCCUGUUCCGUCACCUUGGCGACAGGAACCUGAGGAUGAGACACCAUUACCUAGGAGGUGAAGGAACCAAACCGGUGGCUGCAGCACUUCAGUUCAAUACAGUGACUGAAGCACUUGACCUCGGUGACAACUACCUUCAGGCUGAAGGGGCCAUGUACCUGGCUAGGAUGAUGAGGGACAACACGUUUAUAGUUUACCUGGAUAUUUCAAACAAUUUUAUUAAAUCGUCUGGUGCUGAAGCCAUAGCAGAGAUGUUAGAAGUCAACACAACCCUCAAGACAAUAUGUCUCGCAGGAAACCAGCUCAUUGACAAAGAUGCCUACCUGUUUAUCGACGCCCUGAGGAGCAAUAUAUCCCUCACAUCUCUCGACUUCAGCAACAACAACUUUGGGGAGAUGGCCGGCGUCUAUAUAGGGGGCGCUCUGGCAAUAAAUGACAGUUUACAUGACCUUGACCUCAGUUGGAAUGCUAUAAGAGGCAAAGGAGCUGUAGCUGUGGCAGAGGCCUUAUAUAAAAACAAUACUUUGGAGGUAUUAGAUCUGGCCUGGAAUGGCUUCGGUGUAGCUGGAGCAGCAGCCUUACAACAAGCUCUAAGGGUUAACACUAAACUCAAGGUGCUCGACCUCAGCAACAAUCGACUAAACAAAGAAGCAGCCAAACAUCUGUGUGGGGGGAUCAGUCAGAACUUUGGUCUGGAGACAUUACUGUUAAAUCUAAAUCCACUGGCAGACGACGGUAUAGAACUCAUUCUGCAGGGCUUGGCGAAACAGGAGAGUCUACGUUACGUUUCACUCGAGAACUGUGGGGAGAUGAAUGUCAAUCCCACUAACUACAAAACAAUCAAGGAGAUGGAAGCAGCCAGGGAUAUCAGCAUCCUCCACGGCGGCAUGGGCGGAUAUCAGAGAUACUCAUCCCAGGCCAGUGUCCUGCGUGUUCUGUCUCAAUUCCUCCGGGAGCACCGGUCACAGCUGACUGAAGCAUGUACUCUACAGGACAAGGACAAGAGUGGCAUACUGUCUACAGAUGAACUCAAGGUGGCCUUCCGAGAGGCAGGACUCCGACUCACCAAUAAGCAGAUGAGCCUGUUGAUAGAUGACAUAGACUCCAGACAUACAGGAAGUGUACCAUAUGGUGACAUUCUCAGUGGGAAGGCGUUAGGUGAUUUUUAUGACAGGAAGCCCUCUGUGAAUGCCACUGUAGCCACCACCUACAGCUCCAGACCUGGCAGUGGCCACAGCAGCUUCGGACAACACGUUACAGUGGCCUAGCUGCCACACUGUUGAAUAGUUACAUCAAUAUAGAUCACCAUUCAUUCUGAUCUUGCUUUUUAUCAAGCAGACAAUUGUUUUAUUUGGUUGCUUCAUUUAACUGGUAAUGAAAUAAAUCAAGAAGAAAUUAUUUUCUGGUACAAUAUAAUUACUCAAAUAUCAAAGAUAAUGUAUUUGUAAAAAUAUCGUAUAUCUAAAACUUAGUAAUAAUACAAAUACACUUUAUACCAGGAAUGCUUCAUUGGGAAAAUGAAAACAAUGUUUGAACUUUUUUAUAAAUGCAAAAAGAACUUUUUUUUUUUUAAAUUGAUUUUGAUUAUUUGUCAAGUAAUCACAAAAAAGUCCAGGUAGCACACUUUCUCAUGGAGUUUGUCAGUCCCACCCCUUCCCUGCAUAAUUAUUAGCCUUCUUGAUUUUAUUUCCUGAACUUUGUGUGAUCUAAGGUCAAGGUCGUAGUUUGAUUUAUCUAGUCAUAUACCUGGGUAUACGGUUACAUGUAGCUGUAUAAUUGUAAGUAACAUACAUUACAUUAUAAUACAAUAUCUUGUGAAAUUUACAUAAUUCUCAGAAGCAGAAAGUGAUAAAAACAUUGGUGCAAAAAUAUUAAAAGUAGAAUAUGUUAACAAAUAUUUAAGCAUAAAUUGUUUAAAUGAUUAAGUAUUUGUACUGUUCAGCCAAAAUUCUUUCUAAAAGUAUAAGAACACAAGUAGAUAUGAAUGAAAGUUGGGUACAUUGUAUUCAUUAUAUGUUCAUUGUAGUGUUUUCAUUUUUAUAUGCGAUGCAAAUUUUGAGAUAUUCACUGUAUAUUUAAGAUUGAUUUUCAUAUUAGUCAUUUUAGCAAAUCCCAUCAAAAUUUUUACUUAUUUGAUGUUGUUUUUGCAGUUGAUUUUUUUUUUUAUAUUACUAAAAGAUUUGUCCAUUGAUUUAACUCAGUGCUGAUGUUUUAUGAUUUUAAAGUUAUGUCCCCUUCCAAUUUCUUCAAGUGCAUAUAGUUUUGUUGAUGUCUUCCAUUUGUUUGAUAAUCAGUUUUAGUUUAUACAAUGUAUCCCAAUGAAAAUCCCUCCAAACAAUGUACUGAGUGACGCCAGGCUGUGACCAGAGGAGUUAAAGGAUCAUUUGUUGUCAUUUAGAUAAAGAGUUUAACUUAGUCAAAAUCAGUGACUGAAAAAUCAUGUAUUUGGAUAUAACAGGAUAGUCAUUUGCCAUUUGUAUGUUUAUUUCAUUCCUAUAAUAAACCUGCUGUGCUAAUUUUUGUGGUUAGAAAAUAUAGUCUUCAUUGAAGAUUUUAGAGAAUUCCUAUAAUAUUUCUAUAAGUAGAUCUUCCUUAAAAUUUCCUUUACAUUAAAGGGAAUAUAUAAAUGGAUGUUUCCUAUUUGUACAGGACAGAUAGCUCCUUCAAGAGUUAAACUUACUGCCAUCAAGUUUUUAACAGGACCUUCCAGAUAUAUCCGGCAGUGUAAUAAAAGGAAAACAGACGUUCAAUUAAUGUUCCUAGUAAACAUAUCUAGUGAUCCUCAAAACAAACCAUAUUAUUAUCUAUCAAUUAUGGACAAAUCAGAUAGAAAAUAUUGUUUUGUGAUUACAACAUCUGAGAUUUAAGUUUAGAAAUUUGUUCUUGUUAAAUUCAUUCAAGACAGUUCAAGAUAUACACCUGUUAGGAAGGGAGGUAACUCUAGCAGUUACAGUACAUUAUUUGUGUACUUUUACAAAGAGAUUCCAUCUUAUUGGUGGGAUGUCAGAGAAAACAUAUCAUUAGAUUUUUAUGUAUGCCAAAAAUGAAUCAAAGUGUCAUAGAAUCUCAUCACUUUUUAAUAUCAGCCGAAUGAAUAAAGAUAUUUACUUUAAUCAGAUCUUAUCUAAAACUGGCCUCCACCAUUGUUUGUUUUACCUAAUUUAAAUGUUUCAGUGCCUUUAUGUACAUUGAUACUCAUUUUUUUAUGUUACUUGUUUAUUUUGUCUUUAUUGACAAAGAUUCAUUAGACAAUUUCAGUGUAGCUACAAUCACAAAUGAUACGCAUUUCUAGUUUCAUUUUACUGUAUAUUUACAUUGUUAGUUCUGUUAAUGACACAAUCAACAUAUAAGUAUAACAGUUUUAUAUCAUAAAUAGUUGCUAUGUUUUAUAUUGCUAUGUUUUAUAUGUUUU
Messenger RNA from Mizuhopecten yessoensis (Yesso scallop), 4356 nucleotides. Its product is annotated as leucine-rich repeat-containing protein 74A-like. NCBI's taxonomy places the organism in Eukaryota, Metazoa, Mollusca, Bivalvia, Pectinida, Pectinidae. The coding region runs from base 200 to 2212 and encodes 670 amino acids. Gene Ontology annotation, molecular function: protein binding; calcium ion binding. The transcript is spliced from 19 exons. The record is from RefSeq and is a predicted model, not a curated record.